Penicillium nucicola is the source of this 759-nucleotide messenger RNA. RefSeq lists its product as uncharacterized. The coding region runs from base 1 to 759 and encodes 252 amino acids. The record is from RefSeq and is a predicted model, not a curated record. The transcript is spliced from 2 exons. Lineage: Eukaryota; Fungi; Ascomycota; Eurotiomycetes; Eurotiales; Aspergillaceae.
AUGAUCGCUCCCCAGAAACAUGCAGUUUUUGAUGUCGUCGGUACCUGCGUAUCGUUCGAUGUCUUUUUAAACUCAAUUGACCAUAUCCUCGGUCCGCGCCUACUGGAGCACAACGUGAAUGCCAAAAUAUUCGGUUUUGCAUGGAUGCAGGCGUCCGAGCUGGAGUCAUUGAUGCUGCACAUGUCCAAGCGAAGCACCCCGUACAAGGAGGUGUUCAAAGCUCUCUUUUACCGCGUGUUGUACAUGUCCGGGGUCGAAAACCCUAGAUCCUUUGCCACCGACGAAGAGAGAGAUCUGUGUCAGGACGCAUACUCGAAGUUGGAACUCCGACCAGACUGCCGAGCUAUGAUGGAGAAGUUGAGGAACAAUGGUUUCACUAUCUGGUGUUUGACUACGGGCGACACUGAACGAGUGGGCGGAUACUUCAAACGAGCAGGCUUCGACAUGCCGGCUGAGAACCUUGUCAGUUGCCACGAGUUUAUGACGCAUGGCUCUGCUUUGGAGUUUCCAUUGUCUAUGAUCAAGCCAGCUAUGGGAUCAUAUCAGCCCAUGCUCGAAAAGUUCGCUCCCGAGGACCAAAAGUGGUUCGUCGCGGCGCAUAUGUGGGAUGUUAGUGCAGCUGUCAAGGCCGGUUUCCGUGGUGCUUAUUGCUCAGUCUAUGAGAAGGAGUCAUGUAUUGAGAUCUUUGAUACGAAGAUGGACGCCACAGCCGACACCUUGAUUGACCUAGCCGAUGGCAUGAUCGCUGCGUCUUCCUAG